UCGCCGUCUCCGGCUCCAACACCCGGUCGUGGCGGUGCCCGGCGCUGGGGGUAGUGGGGACACGUGGGUGCCGGCCGGUCCCUGUGCCGGAGCGGGGUGUCCCCCAGCCCGGGGUGCGGACGGCGUGACCGGGGAAUUGCUGGGGCGCUGCUGUUCAGGGGCUGCGGGAAAGAAGCUCUGGCUUUGGCCGUGGCCUGACUCUCUCCUUGCUUUGCCAGGGGCUUUCCAGGGCUGCGCGAUCGCUGAGCUUGCGGCGGAGCCCGGACACCGCCGAGUUGUGUGUUGCUUGGGGUGCUGGCCCCAGACCAGCUCGCUGGGACGGGCUGCUGGUUGUGAUCCUGACUUCCUGGCAUUCUUGGAGAGGUUUGUCUUUCGGAUAGCAGAGCCUGGCUUAUUACAGACGUGUUUCCUGCACAGCUGGGACAGCACAGGCAGAGUGUAGAUGCCAGUUCUGGAGCGUGUGUGCUCUGAGGAAUCCAGCUGCUUUCAGGAAAAGGCAGGCGAUUCCUGGGAUAAGCCAUGUCGGAGGCUGUGGACCUGUCUUUCCUGUCGGAGGCAGAGAGGGAUAUGAUCCUGCAAGUCCUGCAGCGAGAUGAAGAGCUCCGCAAGGCUGAGGAGAGAAGGGUCAGGCGACUGAAGAAUGAGCUGCUGGAGAUCCGGCGCAAAGGGGCCAAGCGGGGCAGUCAGCGCUACAGCGAGCGGACAUGUGCCCGGUGCCAGCAGAGCUUGGGCCGCGUGAGCCCCAAGGCCAACACCUGCCGCGGCUGCAACCACCUGGUGUGUCGGGACUGCCGCUCCUACAGCAUCAACAGCACUUGGCGCUGCAAAGUCUGCACCAAGGAAGCAGAGCUGAAGAAGACAACCGGUGACUGGUUCUAUGACCAAAGAAUCAAUCGCUUUGCAAACAGGCUGGGGAGCGACAUAGUGAGAAUGUCCCUUCGGCGCAAACCUCCAGCCAACAAAAGAGAGACUGUGGGGCAAACCCUUCUCCAGCAGGCACAGCCGAACGAUCCAAAAGACUCCCCCGUGGCAAAGCAGAAGAGUCCCCAGGAGCAACAGAAGGAGCCCAGCAUGCCUCCUGAAGCCUUGGACCCCCGAGAUGGGAAGAGUGAUACCGAGUCCAUGGAGAACAUGAGUCUGGAUGGGUACAGACCCAACGCCACUGGCACAGGUGUCAGCUCCAGGAGAAACUCCCUGGAUAAAACUGUUACUUUCCAAGAGGGGAAGCAAAGGCCUGGUCCCGUGGGCUCCAACGUAUCCACCUUGCCCAUCCCCACCCGCUCCAGAGACACUACUCCCUCCGGUUCAGAAAGUGAGGCUCGUGUGGGGAGCCAUGGUGCAGCAUCCGCAGAUGAGAAUGAAACCAUAUUCAAGAAGAAUCCCAGGAGGACCCUGAGGCCUGCAGACUACACCAAGUCAGUGAUUGAUCUGCGCCCGGAGGAGCUGGGAAGUGAAAGUGGCUCCAUGGGAGACAGAAGCAAGUCGGUCCCAGGUCUCAAAACUGAAGUGGAUGAGGAGGAGGAAGACAUUGACAACCUGGUGGAGAUCCAUCGCCGGAGGACGGCCAGAAGCAGCAUGCGCAGCGGUACCUCUUCGAGCACCCUGGGGAGCAUGGUCAGCAUUUACAGCGAGGCUGGUGACUUUGGCAACGUCUGUGUCACAGGAGAGAUCGCCUUCUCUCUGAGCUACGAGCACAAGACUCAGACCCUGUUCAUCCAUGUGAAGGAGUGUCGCCAGCUAGCCUAUGCUGAUGAGGCCAAGAAGCGCUCCAACCCAUACGUGAAGACGUACCUCCUGCCUGAUAAAUCCCGGCAAGGCAAACGCAAGACAACCAUCAAACGCAACAGUGUCAACCCGCUGUACAAUGAGCUGCUCAAGUAUGAGAUCAGCAAGUCCCUCCUGCUCACAAGAACCUUGCAGUUCUCAGUCUGGCACCACGAUCGCUUUGGCCGAAACACCUUCUUGGGGGAGGUGGAGAUCCCGAUGGAAUCCUGGAACUUUGAGAAUCAGGUGGAAGAGCGUCUCCCCCUGCAUGGCAAGGCUGGUGCUGACUCUGCUGGCUCCCAGCAGUACAGAGGAGAGUUGGUUGUUUCCAUGAAGUACAUCCCAUCUUCCAAACACCCAGGGGUGGGUAAUGGGAAAAAGGGCAAACGGGAGGAAGGAGGCGAACUCCAGGUCUGGAUCAAAGAGGCCAAGAACCUCAUAGCUGCCAAAUCUGGAGGGACCUCUGACAGCUUUGUCAAGGGCUACCUGCUGCCGCUCCGAAACAAGGCCACCAAGAGGAAGACUCCUGUGAUGAAGAAGACCCUGAAUCCUCACUACAACCACACCUUUGUCUACAAUGGCAUCCGCCCAGAGGACCUGCAGCACAUCUGUCUGGAGCUGACUGUCUGGGACCGCGAGCCAUUGUCCAGCAAUGACUUCCUGGGAGGAGUCAGGCUGGGAGUUGGGAAUGGUAUGAGUAAGGACCAGGUGGUGGACUGGAUGGACUCCACAGGAGAGGAGGUGAGCCUGUGGCAGAAGAUGCGCCAGUUCCCGGGCUCCUGGGCAGAAGGAACACUACAGCUCCGCUCCACCAUGGCCAAGCCAGGAGCAUAGCCAUAGCCUGGGCGCUGGGCCUGAAACCAGCUAUAGCAAGGCAGCACCAGGCGGAGGCAACAGAGCCAAAACCAUGGCACCAGCAAGGGCCACAUGUAGGAUCUAAGGGGGUGGGAGCAGGCUCUCUGGCUUUCACCUGUGUAGUAGUAAAGCUAAUUGUGUCUUCUGCAGGCUCAGCCUAACAGCCUGUUCUUGGCAGCAGCUUAUUUUAUGUAAAGGGUUUUUGUCUCCUAACUUGGCUGGAAUUGAAUUCCAUAGGGUCUCCCCCCUUGCAGGGGCUAAGUGCUUUUAAAACUUGUUUUUCUUAGUUUCUUCACCUCUCCCAUGUAGUUUGUUUGAUUGCCCCACCUACAGCUUCCACUGUUGUCUCCCCUUCUCUGUCCUCCUGGGAUGGUGUAGAUAGAAUCAGACUGUACAAACUAGAGGCUGCAUGAGCAUAAGCAAUCAAUAUUUGGUAUGUAGAGCGUGAGAAUACCCAGUGCUGUUGAGACACGGGCUGGUGUGGGGAGGGAGAAACAAGCCCCAGCCUGUUACAGGACUGUCCUCUGAUCAGGCUAUGGUGUUCGUGUCACUGGCAGAGGGGAAAGCAGCUCAGAGAGCUCUGUGCUGAUCUCUGCUGGGGGAGGUGGCGCUGAAACAAACAUCCACAUGCUGUCUCCUCUUGAGAGCAGGCAUGCUAUUGAUCUGAGCUGGUAGCUGGGUAUCAGUCAUUCCAGAACUGCAGGACUCCGGUGGGGCAGUGGUCUAUUUCCCCUUAUGCUGUGGGUUGUUAGCAAUCCUUACUGUUGCUUCUGCGCCCCCCCCCCCCCGCCAAGCCCUCCCCUCUGCCCAGCACGCCCGCUCCAGCUAUUUUACACAGAUUUAUUCAUUUAAAAUACAAAAUGUUGUGGGGGUCAAAACAGUGCCCAACAAGAGGGCAACAGCCCCUCUUGGAGGAAAGGAAAGGCAAAUUCUAGGGCAUGAGUUAAAAUCCACAUCAAGCAACUGUCUGGGAGGGCAGUCUUUGUACUGGCAGAUGCACUGUAAUGCCUGCUUGGUUACUGUGUCAAGGCUCACCACAAAGGGCCAUCUGUUUUAAUAAAGGUUUUCUUCCUGCUGCUGGUGGUGUCAGGACUAGUCAUUCACAGGGGCUGGCGGGGGGGACUUACUGCUGUCUCUGGGAGGGAGUUCCUGGAGCUUGGUAUGAAGGGCAGGGAGCAGCAUAGAGAGACCAGGAAAAAGCUGCUGCCACUAACUGUGAUGAGAAUAGAAUCUGGUCUGCCCCAGCCGGCUGCCUUCCACCGCAGAUUGUUGUCUGCUCUGCUUGUGUCCGGCUAUCAGUCUUAGCACUGCUUUGUGGCAGCAUGUCCUCGAGCUGUGUCCCCGAGGGUCUGCUCCAGGGAAGAGGUAGACUUUGAAACUUGCAGUUAGAUGUUUGCUGAGCUAAGGGACCCAUCGCUGCC
Messenger RNA from Terrapene triunguis (Three-toed box turtle), 4040 nucleotides. It is a transcript of the gene SYTL4, whose product is annotated as synaptotagmin like 4. Gene Ontology annotation, molecular function: small GTPase binding; phospholipid binding; neurexin family protein binding. Lineage: Eukaryota; Metazoa; Chordata; Testudines; Emydidae. Gene Ontology annotation, cellular component: plasma membrane; exocytic vesicle. The coding region runs from base 520 to 2598 and encodes 692 amino acids. Gene Ontology annotation, biological process: intracellular protein transport; exocytosis. The transcript has 17 exons. The record is from RefSeq and is a predicted model, not a curated record.